Molecule: messenger RNA, 747 nt
Organism: Lichtheimia ornata
Lineage: Eukaryota; Fungi; Mucoromycota; Mucoromycetes; Mucorales; Lichtheimiaceae
Exons: 4
Coding region: 1-747 (248 amino acids)
Source: RefSeq, a predicted model, not a curated record
AUGGUUCAAAUCACUACAUUGUUUUCAUCGGCAGCUGCUAUCUUGUUAUUUGGUGCCGUGGGUACCUGUCAACAGCAAUGGGGUGGUCCUGUAAAUAGGGCUAUUGUUGAGCAACAGCUCUCUGAUUUGAAGGCGGCCAACGUGAUCCCUGAAGUGCUUCCUGAAUUUGAGCCUACUUCAUUCAUCAAGUUGAUGUAUGACGACAAACCCGUGGUUAAUGCAGGCGAUGUCAUUUAUCCCCAUCAAGCUGUCAAUCCUCCACAUGUUUGGUUCCCAGCACCCCGUGAAGAUGCUCAUUACACUCUUGUGCUUGUGGAUGCUGAUGCACAUGUUCCUUUGGUGCGUCAUUGGAUCGUGGAAAAUGUCCCAGGUGGUAAGCCUGGUUCCAGUAUUCGAGACAACAUUCCCUACACUCCGUAUCACGGCCCCACACCACCUGCUCUUACUGGCAAGCAUCGUUACGUUUUCGCACUCUAUGAGCAACCUAUGGUCAAUCAAUCGCUUGUGCCACCCAUCGUGGGAGACCCUGAUAGACAUCGUGCAUUCUUUGAUCUCGACAAGUUUGUCACCGAAAACGACUUGACUUUGGUGGCGGCUACCUAUGUUCAAGCAGAGCAUGAAGAAGGCUACGAAGGACGAGGUCGUGCACCUAGUAGUGUACUUGCAGCCGCAAGCAGCAGCAGUGUUGGAGCAUCCAGUAUGAUGAGCAGUGCAAGUGCCAGUGCAGCACCUUCUUCAGCAGUCUAA